GGUUCUUCCCACUCGGACAGCCCUCUUCCCUGAAAGCAGCGCCAGCUUCCGUACUGUUUCUCCCACCGCAGUCAAAGGAUACACUCGCUAGCCAGCACUAUGUUGUCGCGGUCCAGAUGUGCAUAUCGUGCGCUGGGUCGUCCUCUGUCUGCAGUGAGCCAGGUGGGUUAAUAAUUCACUCAAAGAGAUUAUAUUUUUGCUCUGCACAUCCUCAACUCAUUCAUAUGAGACCCAGCUUCUAGCUCGCAUUGAACACAAGUUAGCUUGUGUAGCAAGGUGUUUCGGCAAGAAGAGCGACCCUGUUGACUCGCGAUUUUCAGCCGUCUGUCGUUGUAGCCACAGACGUUGUUGUAACACAAAAGCCCGUCUUAGAGUGUCCAAUAAUUUCUUUUAUGGUGGUUAUACCAGGAUUUACUGAUAGGAUAUAUCCUAUAUCAAAAAUGUAAGAAGCAAACGCAAUAACGUCUUCAACCGCUGUCCUACGGCUGUCACUAGAAUCCGUUCGAAAGUCGCCACUUAUGUGGGUAACUUUUACAGCCAUAACACGGGCCUCGCCUACCAAGGAAGGACAGUAAGCUCAAGAGGCAGCAAAUACGCUCAAGUUUAACGAAAGGCUUCAAUGUCUUAUCAGCUGUUUAGUUGUGAAAGAGAAAAGUGUCAUUUGACGGUUUAAACAGCGAGUCAUUGAUAAUUAUGGGUCAAAGAAAUUGGUACGUUUGUCCCACCGAAGUUACGCGUUUUUCAAACCAUUAUCUUUACCUUGGAAGCAGUCUGUACAUGCUUUAGAAUUUAUGCCAACUUGUGCUUUUAGUGAAGGAGUGCGCGGUGGGUCAGACAUAUGUGUUGUUAGGAUAGCAUAUCUUUGCUCACAUAUGUUGAUCUGUCGGAAAGCAGCAGGCACUGAGGCUGAAACAUUAUUCUGACUGCACGCUGGGUGUUAAAAUGCACCCCUCUCACUAAAGACCUGCCACUAGGUGAAUGACUGUACAGGUGUCUUGAAAGUUGCUCUUUGUGAUCAGUUUAGCUUAUGUGCUGAGUUAAGAAAACAAAGUCCAGCAUACUUUUGUAGGUGUGAAGGAUUCUGGAUGAUCAUCAUAACCACUGCCUCACUGAAACAGCUUCAAUCAUGGUAGCAUUACUCUGCAUUAGAUUAAUCAAGUUUUUGAAUAAAGUGUGUAUGACCAAGUAAUCUGAUUGGAGAAGGGGCUGUCCUUUAGUGCUGAUACAGAGUACAACAUUAAAGGAACUUAAAACCAAAUUCUAUAUAUCUCUCUGCUUCAGAUUUUCCUAAUACUGUAAAUUAAUGUUUAAGCAAACUGUUUUGUUUUGUUUGUUUGUGGUCAGAAGUUUUCUGCAUUUUACAUCAAAACCUUGAGAGAAAGUAUGAUAAAAACUCCAGUAAAGUGUUGGCUGCCUGCCUGAUCAUACACUGAUCGUCCUGAUUUGACUCAGUCAGUGUCUCACAGCUCCACCCUCCUCUGGCAUCCUGCACCAGUGGGAUUUUUGUGAGAGAUCACAACUUACUUCAUGAGCUUCUAAACCAGAGGCCUUGCCCUCAAAAAAAAAAACACACACAUGACUCAUAACAGGCAGCAAUGCAGCACAGAUGGAGCAGCUUGAUUUUGUCAGCAUUAGAAAAUCCAGCGGUGUGACUCUGGUGAUAUUCUUAAAAACAGAUCACUCUUUUUCAGCCAAACAGAAAAAAAAAAACUCUCCUGUAAGAGUUUUCUUGUUUUGCAUCACGUCAACUAAAUAUUUUUAGGUUUUUGGCCUUUGGUGUUGCAAAAAAAAAAAACACAACAAAAAAUGGCAGCAUUGAGAGCACAUUUUUGUUUUUUUUCUUGAUCACAGAAAAUCAAGAAAAACUUUCACAGAUAACAAACUAUAUAUAAAAUUAUCAUUUAUUGAAGCCACUGACGCUUCAUGAAUAGUACUUGGAUUUUUUUUAAUCUGAGGAAAAAACUAAAAGUAUUCUUUUCCCUGUUUGCCCACACUAUCUGUCUUCUCAGGCAAAUAAUGUGCUGAUACGACAGAGUGCAUCAAGUAAGUGUCAUAUAUUUGAAUUGUCUUUUGAGUUCCUCAUUAAAAAAAUGUGAUGUCUAAUUUCUCAAUGUCUGGUUAAAUGUUAUCACCUAUGUACUAUAAAGCUCUUUGAUUGGAUCAUUGGAAGUUUUUGUGAUACCAUUAAAAUGUCGGAGAUGAUGUAGUAAUAAGGGUAGUUGUAUCUGUAUUUUGUGUAAAUUUUAAUCAAAAAAUUUGUGUAAAUGAUAAAUUGGUAGGUCACCUUGUGUUACUCAUGACCUGCGUAAACCAUAACUCAAAAACGGUAUUAAAGUCAAUUUUAUGGCAGGCAAAAAUCAAGAUACCUGAUUUGUGGUCAAAAUGCAACAGUAACAAAGAUAAGUAGUCUAGAAAGAGGUUAAAAGAAAACCUGUGAAAUACAAUUUGAACUGAGGAAAAUGAAGGUGGCACAGCAACUUAUUGUGCCUCUAUGUGAACAUACAUUUCUACCAUAUAUUUUGUUUUGGUUUGGAGGUAGAUGGCUAAAAGAGAUAUUUCAAAGGGGUACGCUAUCCUCAGAGGUUCAAGAAUCACCGCUAUAGGGGAACACUACACCCACUCUCAUACCAGAGUCACAGGUGAAACGCCACACCUCAUGUUCUUUCUCUUUGUGAAUCUCAAGGCCCCUCUGUCUGCAGCCGACCACUUUACAGGAAAUCUCAGCUGUAAGUGCUCUCUCCACUCUGUUGCGUGUUUCACCAUUUCCAUCCCUUUUUUUUUUCAUUCUUCUUUUCAUUCUAUACUGUUAGCCGAGUCAUUUACUUUAGGGGAAUGUUUCGACUCAGAAGGACUUGAUGUGGUGUAAAGUUGACAUAUGAAGAAUUUAAUGAGGGUAUGCAUUUAUAGUUAAUUUGACGUUGUGAGAAACUCCAACAUUUCUCUAAAAAUAAGAAAAAACUUUUUGUUUUCUCAAUCUAUAGAUGGGAAUUUCCAUCAUCAGCAAAAUGCAUCAGAUAUUUCAAGUCAUCUGCUGUUCACAGUAUGUAAUUCAGCAAUUCCCCAAGUUCAGUAUUCACAUUGUUUCUGAUGGGUUUUGCUAACUGUUAUUUUUUUUUUUUACCAGGGGAUGAGGUAGUCGUAGUGAAAACUCCUGCUUUUGCGGAGUCUGUUACAGAGGGAGACGUGAGGUGGGAGAAAGGUGGGUCAAAUAUUCUCAGUGUUUGAGAACGGUCAGAAAUUAUGUUACCAAUAGACCAGAUGUUGAAUCAGACUCUCUUUCGUUCUCUAUAUUGUAGCUGUGGGUGACUCAGUGACUGAAGAUGAAGUGGUUUGUGAAAUUGAGACUGAUAAGGUAUGAAGGGGGAUCAUCAUCAAACUAAACCUAUGUGUACAUUUUUUUUUCUUUUCAUUUUAUUUAAAAUGUGUAUAUCUGUAUUUGAUUCUUCCAGACCUCUGUACAAGUCCCAGCCCCAGCAGCUGGUGUCAUUGAGGAGCUGCUGAUACCUGAUGGAGGGAAGGUAGAAGGAGGGACACCACUCUUUAAACUCCGGAAAGGAGGUGAGCCUCUCUUUCAUGCUACUAUUGCUACUAUUUCAUCUUCAAAGGAGACAAACUUUUGGGUUUACUAUCAUCAAGAGUCGGUCAAAUGACUUUGAACAGUUAAUGGUUGAUACUUUACUGUCGUGGGGAGACAUUGUCUUGACCCAGAACAAAGUCUUUCAAAUUCAGAAAACAGCUUCUUGCAAAAACUAAAAAAAAAAAAAUGGCCAUGUUUUUAUAAAGAGAAAACAUUGUAUGCGUUUUUCCUGUGCCUGACGCUUCAGUCCCAAUUCAGCUGUUCUUGUGUUUUAAGUCAAAUAAAUUCAAAUCACAUUGUUGCUGAGUACCUACUCUAUUUGCAUGAAAUUAAUGAUUGGCAGCACUCAAACGUGCUCUGUGAAUCAUGAGACCCAAGCUAUAUUUUUGAACUGUUUCUUUAACACACCCUCUCUGCUGCUGCCAAAGCUGCCCCCUCACCAGCUGCAGAGGCUCCAGCUGCAGCCCCUCCGCCUCCAUCAACACCGGUACCACCAUCACCAACUCCUCCGACUUCAGCCUCUGCUGCCAUACCUCCAGUGCCACCACAGGCUGCCCCCGCCAGGCCUGGUAUGUUGCCUUCUCCACCCAAAAACAUUUUUAUGUUCAUGCUGUAUGUAUUCAAGUAGAACUCCUGCACUGCCUUGACCUCUGACGUCACAUUUUGUCUUUUUAAGUGUCCGCUGUCAAGCCAACUGCUGCACCUCCUGAACUAUCACCUUCGACAACAGGAGCCAGAGGAGAAAAGAGGGUAACACACAGGCUCGUGGAAAAUGAUCAUGUUUUAUCCAUCUUUUUUCUUUAUUUCAUUGCAUAAAUGUUGUAAAUAACUGUUUGAUCAUGACCUUCCAAAAAUAUCAGUCUGAUAGGGGGUACUUUACUUAUUCCUCCCUGUUCAGGUGAAGAUGAACCGCAUGAGGUUGAGGAUCGCCCAGAGGCUAAAGGAGGCUCAGAGCACCUGUGCUAUGUUGACCACCUUCAACGAGGUGGACAUGAGGUGAGCCACAGGAGCUCCCUGAAAGAUUAGUAUCUGCUUAAACCAUAGGGAGGUAGGACGAACUGUAUUUUAACAAACUGUCUAAUAUGUCAUGAACUUGGAUCCAGUAACAUCCAGCAAAUGAGGACCAUCUAUAAGGACGCUUUCUUAAAGAAGCACGGCGUCAAGCUGGGUUUCAUGUCGGCAUUUGUAAAGGCGGCAGCACAUGCUCUGACUGACCAACCUGCUGUCAAUGCUGGUGAGACACAAAGACUUGCUUGCUGUUUUUCUCAUUCUGUAAAAAUAAGCCGUCCAUGAGUCUCUAUUCUUUUUUUGUAACAGACCUCUUUGUACUUUUUUUCUAAUACACAAAUGUUUUCCCGCAGUUAUUGAUGAUACAACCAAAGAGAUUGUCUAUAGAGAGUACGUAGACAUCAGUGUUGCUGUGGCAACCCCAAAGGUAAGAUUAUGGCUUUAAAAAGUCUUACAGUUUUACAUGAAUAGGUUUUUGCUGUUAAAGGCUUGGUCAACUGAAAUGUAAUGGGGUAAUGUGUGCUUGUUUCAGGGGCUUGUUGUACCAGUGAUCAGAAAUGUGGAGACCAUGAACUUUACAGACAUUGAAAAAGCCAUAAAUGCAUUAGGAGAAAAGGUAAAACAUGUUUGUUUCAAGAGAUGACUGUCUUCCUAAGAUAAUUGAAUCACUUUUCAAUCUUUCAUUUUGAUCAACUUCAUACUUUGAGGAAAUCAACCAACAUAGAUUUAAUCUUAUCAUGAACUCAAGUGAAGGAUUUUUGUCAUGUACCUCAGGCUCGUAAAAAUGAGCUUGCUGUGGAGGACAUGGAUGGAGGGACGUUCACCAUCAGUAACGGCGGUGUGUUUGGCUCCUUGUUUGGCACUCCCAUCAUCAACCCUCCACAAUCUGCCAUCCUGGGCAUGCAUGGAAUCUUUGACCGACCUGUGGCUGCCAGUGGCAAGGUUAGAAUUCAAUUCUAUUUCUGUGUGUAGAGAGGGAUGCGAGUGUUUCAAACUUGCACAUUACUGGCGCGGGUGUGACAUGAGUAGGUUGAUACCUGAAGAAAUGUGUAAGACAGAGAUGAGGUAUACAAAGUCUACAAGCUACAUGCAUCCACAAUGCUCAGACACACUAGGGAUGGGCGAUAUGGGCUGAAAAAUUUAUCACAAUGAGUUUUGUCAUUCUUGCAAUAAUGGUAAGUCCCGAUAAAAAAAAUAUAAUUUAAAUCUAUGAUUUUUACUAAUUUUAUCUUGAGGACAUCAAUUGGAGUAGUCAUAUACGAUACUCGACCACAAGUUUAAGUAGUCUGUUAUAGAGAAAACUAAUGACAUCAAACACGUCUCAAAUGUGAAAACAUUUUCAACACUUAUUGAAAACUCUUAUUGCACAAAAUGAACAGCAGCAGAUCGACUGUCCGAUGUCAGGCAUACCUGAUUUCACUCAUCUAAGGCCCAAUCUUGAAGGAAACCGUCAUGUGGAGCUUCGUUCAGUAAUGAGCUGCUAAGAGUCUUCUUCAUCACCUUCGGCCAUGUUUGUUUGUUUUUCUGCUCUGUGUGGGCCACGGUAGCAAGUCCGUCUCUUGCGCUUACGCCAUCGGCUUGCAUUUAUCACGUUUAUCGUGAGAUGGCAAAUAUUUAUCGCCCAUCCCUAAGACACACCAAAAUGGAUUUGCUUUGUGCUUCAAAUGUGAAUGUGCGCAAACACUGAAACUACUUUGUGCUCUGGCAGGUUGAAAUCCGGCCCAUGAUGUACGUGGCUCUGACUUACGACCAUAGACUUGUGGAUGGCAGAGAGGCAGUCACUUUCUUACGCAAGAUCAAAGCAGUGGUUGAAGAUCCACGAGUGUUGUUUCUGGACAUGUGAUGUUUCUGUGCACAUAGUACCCUUAUUCAAAGAUACUUCAACAGCAUAAAGUGAAUGCUACAUUACACAAAAUACGCACAAAAGCACCCACACAACCUCGCUUGUUUUUUAAGUGUUCAUUCAGGCUGCAGGUGGAGCUCAGAUAUGAUACAUUAUCACCAGAGUUACUUCACAGGAAUAUGCUGAAAAUGGGCCAUGGCUGAAUCAAAGGGAAUAAAAGGCUAAGAGAGAUUUACAUUUAUGGAUUUACAUUUCACAUCCAAGGUGUAAAAAUACAGGGUCUGUACAGGCUCAAGAUGAUCAAAAUAAGCCAUCCAUAUGGGUGUGUUAUUUCAGGUAGACAUGAAACCCAAGACAGGUAAUCUCUGCACCCCUAAAACAGUUGUGUAUUUAUCAAACAAAACAGCUUUUCCAGGCAGAGGUUGGCUGCUUGACUUUCUCCCCUGCUCAUUAGUCCGUGCUCCUGAGCCACUUUUUCCCCAGCAGCACAGACAUAUUAGUUCAAGAUGUUUUAAUGGUACUACAGGACUUUCAGGGUUCCUUGGUUUGCUGCCAAUCCUUGUCAAUAGAAACAGUCUGGAAAGAUGAAGCCAAAAUCUGCCUGACCAGUUCAGCCAUGUCCCUGCUUCACAUAAUCAUUUAUGUCCUGUCUUUUUGAAAAUUUGAAUCAAGCCACAGUCAGAGUAUCUUCAUCAAACAAACUGUUGUAAGCUUUUAUCAAAACACACAUGCAGUAACUUCACUUGGCAGAAACUAUAAGACAUACGGAAAAUAGUUAUUGUUUUAUUUUUAUUAUUAUUAUUAGUCUAUGCUGUUGCUUUCUGAGAUGUUUUGGGAAUAACAUCCAAAAAAUGCAUAUUUCUGCUCUCUGGGUCUUUCUGUUGAGUUUCUGGGGCUGGAGAACAUUUUCUUGUGCUAUGCCAUGAAAUACUUGAACCUAUUUAAAGAACCAUUUUUAAACAUUAAAUAUCACAAGAGUUUGAUUUACCACCAGUCCUUCACAUUUACUUUGUAGGCCUACAUAACUGCUGUGUGAUUGAUAGUCCAACAGUGAAAAACGUGUCCCUCGGGUAAGGCUCUCAUUUGACCGUUUAAUGUACGUCUCAAACUCUUUCUUGUUUCUUUAUUUGUGGGAAGUCUUCAAUUUUAGAUGACCCUCUGACUGAGACAUGCCUGAAUGCUUUAUCAAGUCUACACAGAAGAAGAAAGGAAGAUAGGGUAAUAAACUACAAGAAAAUGGGGCUUUAAUGUGGAAAUUGCAGGGGUAAUGAAUGAGGCCACCCUUAGAGAAGCUUAUGGGCCCAGAAUUUGUAGUUUCUUACAGUAUGGACACCUGUAUUUAAUGUCAUUUUUUUUUGUAAGUGUAGCGUUCAUUUUUCUUUUUUUUCUUUUGGGGGGGGGGUCUUAAAAACCCAGAUUUUAAGACAUGAACACACACCUUGUUGUUUUUGCAUGUGAAUUUUUAUGCUUCAGUCAAUUUUUCAUCAUUGCAAACUUUUUUUUCUUCAUAGUUCUCACAAAAUUACAGUAGAAAAAGUCCAAUCAGGAGCUUGGAUCUUUUGAAAAGCAAUUGCCAACUUAUUUCUAAGUUGGUUCAACAAAUCAUCAUUCAUUUGUCCACACAGUUAUUGUGGACAAACAUAAGUUUCCAUUGGUGAACCUCUGGUCAUUUGUGUUUAUGUGGAACUGGAAAAGCUAUUUCACUUGGUCCAUAAAAGUAAAAUUUCAUGAAACACAAGGAAAGUAAACUGUGAAGUGCAAGGCUGAGUCAGGGGGCUUCUGGGCGAUUGAACUACUUGGCCAAAGCAUUUUAUCUCGUGCCAGUUUCUUUUUGCCCCUUUAUUUUCUGCUCCCGGUGAAUUUGGAGCCAAAGACCGAUCUUCAAAGCCUCAUUAACCGGCCAACUGCUCUGCUCUUGAGGUUCCAAAUAAUGGGAUCAUCCCUGACAAAGUCUUGAGGGUUGAUCGGUCCUUUCUGCCACUUCACAAACACAGGCUCAAGUGUGUGCAGCUGUGUAUGAUACCCCUUCACUAUUUCUGUUUACUUAAAUAAUCACAGGGGACAAUGGGUCCUAAUGUACGUCUUUGUUUCUCUGCCAGCACCUACACAAAUGUCUGAACAACACUGUUUGGAGGAAAAACAGAGAAUUCAUUAUGAGAACACAGAAAACCCAAAUAUUAGAUUACCAUGAAAAUACUGGAGCUCCUAAUGGGCCUGAAUACAGAAAACAAUAAUACAAGGGUUCCUUUAAUUUAAUUAUUUACUUUUAUGACCGCUCAAGAUUCCAUUAACGUUUUGGAGAUCAUGUUAAUUGGCAGCGUGUGCCAGUGGAUGCAUAGAUAUCUGAAGGGUUUGUUGGCAGGUUUUGGUUUUGUCUUCGAAAUUUGGCCAAAUCUGUGAAUUUCCAAUGGGACUGCUCAAUAAGACGUGGGUUUCAGGUCUUUGUGUUCAUUCAGAUGAAAGAAGGCCCAUUAGAAAUUGGCAGCUAGCUGUUUGUUUUAAUUAAGUAACAUCAGAGGGAUAAUUUACCUAAAUUAUUCUGUUGUUUUUUUCUUUUUUCAACUGAUAAUUAUGUCAUUCAUUUUGAAAACAUCUGUAUUUCAGUUGUCUAGAACUCGUUUUUCAUUUGAUAUUUAAAUUCAGCAACACUUUUAACUGUUAAAUGACUGAGUAGACCAUGUAAAGAUAUUGAUCAUGAUACAGCUCUAAGUUUGGUGAACAUUUUCUGUCAACCUACAAAAUAACCAACAUAUAUAGACAGGCAAACAGGUUGCAGCAAACAUCCUCUUAUAGUCUAAUGUUUUGUGAUAGCCUUGUCUCAUGAAGUUUUUAAUCUUUAUUUAAUCUUAAUUCCUUAUUCCUAAAAUAUGCAAUCUGCAGGUUUACAUCGAGUCAUUUGAUAAAGCUGAAAAUGUUUCCAAUCCUAAGAAUUAUUAGUAAGGAUGAGUUGUUUUGAUAUUUUCUCUAUUUGAACUCAGGCUUCUAACCAGAUUUUCUCUCAGAAGAAUAAAGUGACUUUAUUCUUUUGCAA
Messenger RNA from Xyrichtys novacula (pearly razorfish), 9459 nucleotides. The record is from the annotation of a GenBank genome assembly. Lineage: Eukaryota; Metazoa; Chordata; Actinopteri; Labriformes; Labridae.